Molecule: messenger RNA, 1242 nt
Organism: Colletotrichum orchidophilum
Lineage: Eukaryota; Fungi; Ascomycota; Sordariomycetes; Glomerellales; Glomerellaceae
Exons: 1
Coding region: 1-1242 (413 amino acids)
Source: RefSeq, a predicted model, not a curated record
AUGUCUCGUCCCCAAUCUCCAUCGGAGGAUGUGUACAACGAUCUUGACGGCUAUGAGCUACAGAUCGCUCUUGAUCAGCUAGCUGCUGGCUCAUCGGAAGCGCUGCGACUAUAUCUAGCUCGCAAAAACGGCCUAGAUCCUGCCACAGUAUCACUUCAUACAACACCAUUCGAGAGGAGCUCUGACCCAAACGUCACGUACUCAUACGCCGGAAAAUUGGACAACACCCAUGCGCCAGGAGACCAAUCCCUGCCCGACGCCAACGCAGAGGCAAAUCGACCGCAUGUCAUCUUCGAGGACACAGAGGUACCCUUUGACUAUGAGCCUUUGGAUCCUGGGCUUCGACAAUUUCGCCUUUUGAGACUAGGUCCCGCCGACGAGCAUGGUGUCACGCGGGACAUUCAGGUGGAAACGUUCUGCCUUGAUGAUGCUCCGCCUUACUUUUGCCUCUCAUAUGUCUGGGGAAAUCCCGAGCGAUUCCUCGGGGUCAACUGCAACGGAAAGAUGAUCUCCGUCACGCAGAAUUUGUUCCAUGCGUUGCGCACUUGCCUCAAUAGACAUCCCGGCAUGUGGUUUUGGGCCGACGGGAUCUGCAUCAAUCAGGACGAUAUUGUUGAACGAAGUCAACAAGUUCUGUUGAUGGGCAACAUCUACGAGCGGGCCAAGUUGGUCCUUGCUCAUCCAGGUCACUACGAGUAUGGGCGCCGCAAGCCUGGAGACAACGACAGCACGAUGGAGACGACAUUGGAAGACCGUCUAGGAGGUCUAGGAGUUCAGGAUAUGCUGAGCUUUGGCGCCGAAAGCUCAAUCAAAGAUAAAGUCGUGGCGGAGGCCGAGAAACCAUACGGGCUACCGGACUUUUUUCUGGAGCCUGUGGACAACGCAUACAGCCCCGAAAGCGCCCAAGGGGCCAUCAGUAUCAUGACCUUCCUGAUCCACAUCUGGGGAGACCAUCGCCGAGACAAGGUGCUCUCAGACGAGGAAUGGGACAAGGUCGGCCUUCCUGACCCGGACACGAAAGACGGCCGUGAGACCUGGAACAAUUUGGUUCGAUUCUGGAUGACCGACUGGUACUUCCGCACAUGGGUCCUCCAAGAGGUCAUCCUGGCAUCGAAGGUUGUCGUGCUAUACGGCUCAGCCGCGAUCAGCCUAGAAGCAAUCACAGAGUUUUGGGACCUUGCGAGACGUCAUAGUCAGCGCUUAUACCCAAACAAACAAAUUAAAUAUAAGGUUCGUAUUUAA